UGACCACCAACAGGAACAUGAGGGAGGCGGACUACGACAAGGCGUUCAACGACCUCGAGGCCAAGAAGGAGUUCGAUAAGAAGAGGCAGAUGCUUCGCGAACGAGAGAGAUCGCUGGAGGUAGAGCUCAGGGAUCUCAAGGCCAAGGAGCAGCCCUUGCGCCAGCAGGUCCAGGAGAAGAUCAAGCAGAACAACAGGGCCAGAGACAAGGCGAGGGCAGCCGAGAAUCGCCUCCGAACCACCGCGCAGACGUGCCGGACGGACGUGAGGGCGUUCUCGGGAGCCCAGCGGGACGUGGAAGCCGGCAUCUCCAAGAACCUUCCCGACGCCCUCGAGUCCAUCAGGGCCAGGCUGCAGGAGGCCGAGACCACCGUCGCGGAGAACGAGGCGGGCGCGAGGGAGCACGAUAGGACGAUGCAGGGGAAGGUUCUGAUGUCGGACAAGCAGGGCCACCACAAGAAGAUCCUCAAGGACAACAUCGACUACCGCGCCCUUAAAAGGGAGUUGAAGGAGAAGAAGAAGGAGGUGGCCGAUGUGGAAAAGGAAAUCUCGAAGACCGACAGCGAGAACGUCCGAGGGAAAAUGGAAGAUAUCGAAGAGGAGAGGCUAGGCAAGACGCAGACGCGCGCCGAGCUCAAGGGCCGGCUGCACGGGUUGAAGGGACAGAUCCGAGGGUACGAGGCGAAGCUUAACUCGGACACGUACAGGAACAUCGAGGAGAAGCACCGUCGGAAGAUGAUCGAGCACCGCACCACCGAGAUGGCGGUGACGGACCUUGACAAGUACUGGACCGCUCUCGACAAGGCGCUGCUCCGAUUCCACACGAUGAAGAUCGCCGACAUCAACAAGAUCAUCCGGGAGCUCUGGGCCAUGACCUACUCCGGCGAGGACAUCGACAUGAUCGAGAUCGUCUCUGGGGACGACGAGGACAGCGGCAAGGCCAAGCGGUCCUACAACUACCGGGUGGUGAUGCGCAAGAACGAUGCCACCUUGGACAUGAAGGGCCGCUGUAGCGCCGGUCAGAGGGUUCUGGCGAGCGUGGUGAUCCGGCUUGCUCUGGCUGAGACUUUCUGCGUCAGCUGCGGCAUCCUUGCACUCGACGAGCCUACCACCAACCUCGACCACAACAACAAGGUGGGGCUGGCGCACGCGCUUGCCAAGAUCAUCAGCAGCCGGUCCAAGCAGGCCAACUUCCAGCUGAUCACCAUCACUCACGACGAGGAGUUCGUGCAGACGAUGCGGACGGAGCUGGGAACGCAGGGCGGGUUCUCCAUGCCGGAGUUCUACUGGAGGAUUUCCAGGGAGGAGAUGUCCAGGGGCAAGUUCUACAGCCGAAUCGACCGCCUAGACUGGGAAGACAUGUGAUGUCAUGUCGAUAGUCCUUUGUCGUCUUCUGUGCGUGCGUGUGUCUCUCGUCCUGCUUGCUAUGUGAUGAAAUUGGCCCAUCAUGUGGCGGCAUCACGGGUGGCGUUUCUUCAGGUCAUGUGACAUCGUAUUUUACCUCUCAUGUCUUGUUGGUGGUGUGGUCCCGCCAUACUUGACGAUCGAUGUGGGUGCAUCAUAGAUCGGUAGUCCUGCCGUGAUGAGGCAUGACGACUGCUAGUGGUGAGGUUGGCCACAAACCUCCGAAGAUGUUGCUUUGCUUAGAAUGCCUUGUAGUGUAUCCCGAAACAUAUAGCGCGAAAAAUGGUGUAUGUACCACGCAAGCGCUGGCCCGUCGAG
This is a messenger RNA of Ectocarpus siliculosus, 1721 nucleotides long. Lineage: Eukaryota; Phaeophyceae; Ectocarpales; Ectocarpaceae. The record is from the annotation of a GenBank genome assembly.